Messenger RNA from Westerdykella ornata, 2170 nucleotides. Its product is annotated as choline dehydrogenase. The coding region runs from base 242 to 1939 and encodes 565 amino acids. Gene Ontology annotation, molecular function: oxidoreductase activity, acting on CH-OH group of donors; flavin adenine dinucleotide binding. The record is from RefSeq and is a predicted model, not a curated record. Lineage: Eukaryota; Fungi; Ascomycota; Dothideomycetes; Pleosporales; Sporormiaceae. The transcript has 5 exons.
CCCCUCGGGGAAGCCACUCAGGUCGGUACGUACCGGCGGGAAAACCCAAGUCAUCAGAGGUCGGUCGGUGAUGAUCUAGUCCCAUGCACAUGUACGAGGGUGAAGUAGAUGUGGGUUGCCUGCAAUGAUAUAAAAAGCAAGUACAAGCUCCGCUUUGUUGAGCGCAUUAAUAGUUUUGCUAUGUUCAUCGAAGACUAGUAGUUUGUGCAAACCAGACCCCUCUUUCAUCGCUCGCAAAGAAAUGGCAGACUCGUUCGACUUCAUCAUUGUUGGAGGAGGAACCGCAGGAUGUCGCCUUGCGUACCGACUAGCAAACGCGCCCUCAGCACCGUCAGUGUUGCUUGUGGAAGCCGGCGACCGCCCAGAGGGGAAAUACCUAUACGAACAUUUCCACCGCUACACACCGGCGACCCUCCGUCCGGACCUGGACUAUGGCUACUCGUCCCAGCCGCAGCAAGAGCUGAACAACAGGUCGAUCCCUUACACAAGAGGUAAAGGGCUGGGCGGCAGCAGCAUCAUGAACUUCGCGGUAUACCUGCACGGGUCGCGAGAGGACUACAAUCGCUGGGCGGAUCUGGUCGGCGACAAGAGUUGGAAGUGGGAACAUGUGCAAAAAUCGUUCCAGGCCAUUGAGCAGUACGACUUCGACCACGCGUCUCACUAUCCGCACCUAGCGAUGCCGGAUGUGAAAGAUCAUGGGCGGGAUGGAUUGGUUAAGGUGUCGCUGCCGCCUCAGCUAGAAGAGGGCAUUGCAUCCACGAUGGAGGCCCUUUUGGCGCAUGGCGAGAGAUUGAAUGUUGAUCCUAAUUCUGGGAAUCCCAUCGGCAUCUCCAUAUUCCCCUCGUCGUACUCUAAGGACGGUCGGACGACGAGCGCGAACGCCCAUCUGCUGAACCCGCCUCGGAAUCUGACAAUCUGGACGGGCGAGCCGGUAUAUCGUCUGCAGUUUGACGGAAGCAAGGUCGUAGGCAUCGAGAGAGCAGACGGCCGGAAAGCGACUUCUAACAAGGACGUCAUCCUCUGCGGUGGCUCCAUCGAUACGCCCAAGAUCUUGCUGUUGAACGGCAUCGGACCUGCAAAGGAACUGGAAGCUCACGGGAUCAAGGUCGUCAAGGACCUACCUGGAGUGGGGAAGCAAUUGCGCGAUCAUCUCAUGACAAUUCUUUGUGUAGAGGUGCAGGACAGCCACAACAAGCGAUAUGCCUUCGAGACGAGCGAGGAGUUGAUGAAGAAGGCAGAGGAAGACUGGGCCCGUGACAAGACUGGAAAUCUCGCGCUUUACAAUAGUGCCUUGUGGGGUGGAUUUCUCAAGCUCCCUGGACUGGAGGACAUGGAAGAGUUCAAGGCGCUGGACCCGGGAAUGCAGGAGUAUCUGCUACGGGAUGCGACACCAACGUUCGAGUUCAUUGUACAGAGCGUCCUGGUCCCGCCGGGAACGAAGCUGCCAGAGGGAAGCAGCUACCUCUCCGCAAUAGCGUUCUUGAUGAACGAGCAGGCAGAGGGAUCGAUUACGCUCCGCUCAGCGAACCCCGAGGACAAGCCUGUUAUCGAUUUGGCGUACCUGAGGCAUCCGUAUGACAAGCGCAUAAUGAGAGAAGCAAUCCGCGCGACCUGGACGAAGGUAUUCGAGAAUCCCGAAAUCAAGAAACACGUCAAGAACCGCCUCUUCGGUCCCAAGAGCCUUUCGGAUGAAGGCAUCGAUGAAUUCAUGCGGGAUACCGUGACGACAGUGUGGCAUGCAAAUGGGACGGCCAUGAUGGGGAAGAAGGAGAAUGCGCUGGCAUGUGUGGACAAGGACUUUAGGGUGUUUGGUGUAGACGGGCUUCGGGUGGCGGAUCUUUCGAUUUGCCCAGUGGUUACCAACAACCACACGCAGUCGACUGCCUACCUUGUCGGUCAAAAGGCCGCAGACAAGCUGAUUGCAGAGUAUGAGCUGUAGAGGACAUGGAGGUGGGGUUGAGGGAUGCGACAAAGUGAAGGGGUGGUUGCUGGGACAAUCACUCGCUUAUGGACAGACGGACAUCAUCACCGCAACACCAACCUCGAGUAUGCAGGUACGGAGGCAUCCUGCUUUUCAGGUCGUGGGACAUUAUUCAUUCCCACCAUCGAAGCCGACAGGAAAGUUGCACGCUCGCAACCGGCCAAUCACCGCCCUUGCGCAACCCCGCCA